GCAGGCUGUGGUGUAGCAGUGAAGAUGGCUGCCGUGGGAAGAGCAUCCUCCGUUACAGCGCUGCCUGGAAAUCAGUCCACGGUAGACAAUCAAAGUGCCGAAGACGAUGAUGGUCAGAAUUUAUGGUCCUCCAUUCUGAGUGAAGUAACAACACGGUCUCGAUCAAAAUUGCCAGCUGGUAAAAAUGUGCUUGUCUUGGGUGAAACCAGAGCUGGUAAAACAACUUUGGUUGCCAGGCUCCAAGGCGUGGACGACUACAUGAAAGGCAGAGGAUUAGAAUAUAUGUACUUUAAUGUUCUUGAUGAUGACAUUGAUGACCAUACCAGAUGUAGCGCUUGGGUAUUGGAUGGGGACCUGUACCACAAAGGUCUUCAGAAAUUCGCUGUAUCUCAGGACAACCUUGCCAACACCAUGAUCCUGCUGGUGGUGGACAUGUCCAGGCCCUGGCUGGCGGUAGACUCCUUACAGAAGUGGGCGAGCGUGGUGAGGGAGCACAUCGACAAGCUCAGGGUCGUCCCGGAGACCAUGAGGGACAUGGAACAGAGGCUGAUGAGACAGUACCAGGAGUACACAGAACCAGGCAGUGACUUAACCGCGUCUCCCCAGAGAAGAAACACGUCCGUGAGUGAAACAGAUGACGACAAUGUCCUACUCCCUCUUGGGGACAACACACUCACACACAACCUUGGGGUCCCUAUGAUGGUAGUAUGCACUAAGUGUGAUGCCAUUAGCAGUUUGGAGAAAGAGCACGAUUACAGAGAUGAGCAUUUUGAUUUCAUCCAGUCACAUAUCCGGCGUUUCUGCUUGGAGUAUGGGGCGGCACUGCUGUACACUUCAAUGAAGGAGAACAAAAAUCUAGAUUUGUUAUAUAAAUACCUCGUCCAUAGACUAUACGGGUUUCCUUUUGAUAUCCCUGCACAAGUGGUAGAGAAAGACUCUGUAUUUAUCCCCUCAGGUUGGGACAAUGAAAAGAAGAUAGCCAUCCUGCAUGAGAAUUUCCAGUCUCUGAAAAUGAACGACAACUUUGAAGAUGUUAUUGUUAACCCUCCAUUGGGAAAGUUUGUACAUGAAAAGGAACUUGGAGCUGAAGAUGACCAGGUGUUUCUAGUGAAACUGCAGUCACUUCUGGCAAAAAAUCCUCCAGCUGCUGCUGGAAGACCAGUGGACUCCACCAGUAGGGGGCCGAGUGGCUCUCCGAGAACAUCAAACCGCUCCGCCACGGCCAACGUAGCCAGCGUCAUGCCCAUGCAAUCAGGUGGCCAGACCAGCGAGGGUGUCCUGGCCAACUUCUUUAACAGCUUGCUGAGUAAAAAGGGUGGCAGUCCAGGACAAGGUGGGAAUGGAAACAGUACCCCAGGGACAGUCAAGAAGUCAGGUUCCAAGUCGGGCUUAUCAGAUGUCCAGGCAGAUCUGGAUUGCACAUCUAGCCAAUCAGAUAUGGAAACCACCACAAUGCACCCCAUCGAGUCAGAAGAGUCCUGAAGCCUUUUUGCAAACACUUUGACCUCUCUACACCUUUCUUUUUCUAAAAGAAAGAAACCUGUUUUUGUCCUCAUCAAAGUGAAUCAGCAGUUCAGCUACAGCACAAAACCAGAUCCACAAAAACAGAAUCAUAAACCUCAUGGGUCUCUUGCAUGUUUGCCUGUUAAGAUGCAGUUAAGCUGUACAGGAGUUGCGUUGGGCAGUAUGAUGAUAUGAUUGAGAAUAACCCAGAAGGAGAAGGGAUGUUCUGCGGGGUUUGGAAGUGAGUGUAAGACUACUGUUUGUGUCUGGUAAAAGCACCACAUAUUGGUGUUUAUUGACGUUUUUACUGCUAUACUUUGGAUAGACACUGAGACACAGAAUUCAUUCAUUUAUAAUUUAAUCCUUCAACUUUGGAGGUAUAAUAUUUCGGGUUUUUUAUCAAUCAAAUCCAGAAAAUAAGUGGUACAAGGAAAUAAAUUUAUGCUUAAAUAUGUGUUCAAGUAAGUCUUGCAUAUGUAAAUAUUUGCAUAUCCCAUGGUCCAAAUGGAAAGCCAGACAUAAUAACUGGAUUCAGAAGUUUUUGUUAUUUACUUGUUACAUGUCAAAAGAGCAGCCAAACGUGUUGACUGGGAAGGGAAGAUAAUCCGAACUACCCUUUAAUGCACUAUAGCCAAGGUAUGCACAGCCCACUCAAAUGAAAGGGAGAUUUACCCCAGUGGUGGAGAAACGCUGUGGUGCAUUUGGGUUGUCAGUACUGGUAUACAGUGUCUUUCAAUUGGCCUGAUAUAUAUAGGUUUCCUUCUGCUUUAAAAUAAAAUUGCAUUCAUUUUAUUAGCAUGGGUGGUGAAUCACUGUAGACCUAUAGCUUGCUGUUUGUUUGCAAUACAAUCCCAGUUCCAAAAAAUGUUGGGAUGCUGGGUAAAAUGCAAAUAUAAACAGGUUGUGAUCUGUUAAAAUCUGCUAAAGUCUGCUAAAGCCUACCUUACACUGGCAAGAUUUGGGAAAGAUUCUUGAAAGAUUGUAGUCUUUUGAGUAAAGCUUGAAUGAGGGCCAUUUGUUAAAAGACUACAGUCUUUCAAGAAUGUUUCCCAAAUCUUGUCAGUGUACUGUAAGGUAGGCUUUAGAUGCAAAAAAUGACAGGGAUUACAUCAAAUGUUGAAAAGAACAAAUUUGACUAUUUCAGGGAAAAUAUAAGCACAUUUUGAAUUUGAUGCCAAAUUUAACAGCAUGAAUAGAGUCUGGGACCUCUCGAUUAGGAAACGUUUGCAACACUUGCUUCGCGACGGGCACUAACUUUGAAAUCAUUGGUCCAGCCUUACCAAUCACAUUGAUCAGAGAUUCCUAAUGUUACUUCCUACUUCAACUGAACUUUACAAACUGACAAUAAACAGCUUAAACAGUCAGGAAACAAUGUAUGUGGGCCUACCUUUGCUGUAAAUAAAUUUCUGCAUUUUUCCAACUGCA
Molecule: messenger RNA, 2928 nt
Organism: Sardina pilchardus (European sardine)
Lineage: Eukaryota; Metazoa; Chordata; Actinopteri; Clupeiformes; Clupeidae
Product: cytoplasmic dynein 1 light intermediate chain 1-like
Exons: 13
Coding region: 25-1482 (485 amino acids)
Biological process (GO): microtubule-based movement; microtubule cytoskeleton organization
Cellular component (GO): centrosome; cytoplasmic dynein complex
Molecular function (GO): dynein heavy chain binding
Source: RefSeq, a predicted model, not a curated record